Dryobates pubescens (Downy woodpecker) is the source of this 1307-nucleotide messenger RNA. It is a transcript of the gene NPFFR2, whose product is annotated as neuropeptide FF receptor 2. Bases 1 to 1263 code for a protein of 420 amino acids. The record is from RefSeq and is a predicted model, not a curated record. The transcript has 3 exons. NCBI's taxonomy places the organism in Eukaryota, Metazoa, Chordata, Aves, Piciformes, Picidae. Gene Ontology annotation, molecular function: opioid receptor binding; neuropeptide receptor activity; peptide binding. Gene Ontology annotation, biological process: regulation of MAPK cascade; G protein-coupled receptor signaling pathway; regulation of cAMP-dependent protein kinase activity. Gene Ontology annotation, cellular component: membrane.
AUGAGCGGGAAGCUGGACUCCAACUCCUCCUUCGCUUGGCCGCCGGCGCCCAGCCCCACCGGGGGGCAGCACCACCCCUACCUGGGAGGCAACGUCUCCUACGUGGACUUCUACCUCCACCAGCCCUCCGUGGCAGCCGUCUUCAUCAUCUCCUACCUCCUCAUCUUCCUCCUCUGCAUGCUGGGCAACGGGGUGGUGUGCUUCCUGGUGCUCAGGAGCAGGCAGAUGCGCACCGUCACCAACCUCUUCAUCUUCAACCUGGCCGUCAGCGACCUGCUGGUGGGCAUCUUCUGCAUGCCCACCACCCUCCUGGACAACAUCAUUGCAGGAUGGCCAUUUGGGAGCCUGGUCUGCAAGCUGAGUGGGAUGGUGCAAGGCAUCUCAGUUUCUGCCUCUGUCUUCACUCUGGUUGCUAUUGCUGUGGACAGGUUCCGCUGCAUCGUGCACCCCUUCAAGCGGAAGCCGAGCGCCGCCGCCGCCGCGGCCACCAUCGCCCUCAUCUGGCUCCUGGCCGUGGCCAUCAUGUGUCCCUCUGCUGUCAUGCUGCAGAUCCAAGAGGAGAAGCGCUUCAGGGUGGUGCUGGGCCGGGGCAACCAGACCCUCCCCGUCUACUGGUGCCGGGAGGCCUGGCCCGAGCCGGGCAUGAGGAGGGUCUACACCGCCGUGCUGUUCGCCAACAUCUACCUGGCUCCCCUCUCCCUCAUCCUCCUGAUGUACGCCAGGAUCAGCGUGGCCCUCUCCAGCCCGGCUCUGCCCGUGCCGGGCGAGCCUGGGCGGCGGCGGCGGCUGGGGGGCGGCAGGAAGAAGCAGAAGGUGAUCAAGAUGCUGAUGGUGGUGGCCGCGCUCUUCACCCUCUCCUGGCUGCCCCUCUGGACUCUGAUGCUGCUCUCGGACUACGCCGAGCUCUCGGCCCUCCAGCUGCAGGUCAUCAACGUUUACCUCUACCCCCUGGCUCACUGGCUGGCCUUCUUCAACAGCAGCAUCAACCCCAUCGUCUACGGCUUCUUCAACGAGAACUUCCGCAGGGGCUUCCGGGCGGCCUUCGGGCUGCGGCUCCGCCGCGGGCGGCCGCCCCCCGGGGAGGGCUGCGGGCAGCCGGCCCCGGCCGCCCCGCCGGCUGCCGAGGGCCAGGCAGCCCGGGAGCAGGCCUGCCAAAGGGCUGAGGAGGAGAGGAAGAGAGUUAAGAAAGGCAACUGGGUGAACGACCAGCAGGAGAUGGCGAUGGAGGAUCUCGGAGAGCCCUGUGCCGAUGGGAUCGAGUGAGGGGGGGAGGAGGAUGCAGGCUCCCUCUUGACCAGGAGUCAAGG